Messenger RNA from Sitodiplosis mosellana (orange wheat blossom midge), 1880 nucleotides. Its product is annotated as antigen 5 like allergen Cul n 1-like. The record is from RefSeq and is a predicted model, not a curated record. The transcript has 6 exons. Bases 115 to 957 code for a protein of 280 amino acids. NCBI's taxonomy places the organism in Eukaryota, Metazoa, Arthropoda, Insecta, Diptera, Cecidomyiidae.
UCGAUCAGAUUGCACACAAAUUGUUCGGAAUAAUUAUUUCGAAAUUUUAAAACAGAACAAUCACUUUCGUCCGUUCUUUGCUAAUAUUUUGAUUGGAUUUGAUGAUAUUACACCAUGGUGACCGUAUCGUUCAGGGAAAUAAUAAUGUUGUACCUGGUAAUCACAACAUCGGUGUAUGCAAUCACUGAUUACUGCAACGGUAAUGACCAGGAAACGGGCUGUGAUGUUUGUUGUAAUUCUGGAGAGCAUAUUCAGUGUGGUAAAACGGAUGGAGAAUUUGACUCGCAGUGUUCAUCAAAUGCUACACUGAUCGAAAUGACACAGGAGAUCAAAAAUAUGAUUCUAGAAUUUCACAAUCAAAAACGAAACGAUGUGGCUUUGGGCAAUGUACCUCCGUAUGAAUCAGCCAAGCGUAUGGCCACGAUUGUUUGGGAUGAUGAUCUUGCAAAAAAUGCUGAAUUUCACGUACGAAGAUGCAUUUCUGCGCAUGAUGAGUGCCGAUCGACAGACAUAUUUAGAUCUCCGGGUCAAAGUAUAGCUAUUGAUUUGUAUGAGCUUCAUUGGAAAUCAUACGAUAACCAGCCAGACGAGCUCGUAUUCCAUUUGCUGAGCGGAUGGUGGGAUAAGGAGUAUAUGAAUGCUGAUAUGAGUAUAAUCAAGGACUGCAUUUUGCCGGAUGAUGAGUUUGACCCAAAUCAAUUCGGACAUUUUACGCAACUGAUUUGGGAUAACGCGAAUACGGUGGGAUGUGCAGCCUCGAAAUUUUUGUAUGAUAAUAAUAAUGGACUAAAAAAUGCAGUUAUGUUGACCUGCGACUAUGCAUUGGGAAAUGGUCCACACGAAAUGGUGUAUGAACCGGGACCAGCUGCAUCUGGGUGUGAGUCUGGCACAAAUCCCGAAUAUCCAGGUCUUUGUUCUGUGGAUGAGAAAUGGAAACAUUUUUACCUCAAUAAUUAAAACGGACAAUACACUUUCGAAACACAAAUACCACAUUUCUUCUGAAUUUGAUGCACAUUCAUCUAAAAGAAAAAUCCAUCAACUUUUUUUUUCAGAGAUUAGUUGUGAUCGAAGCAAAAAGAUUGUACUUUACUUCCAGUUCGUCAAUAACAUCAAUCAAGCGCGUGCAGCAACGCGAACGACGCCACAAUCAAAAUUCGCAAUCAGAAAAUAAUUAUUUUCAGUUUCGCACUUUGAUCAUCAAUUUAUGCUUGAUUUACAGCCUUUUGUGCUAUUUUAAACCAUAGACGAUAGUUUUUCGUGAACUUACCUAAGCACAUUGCGGUACUACACAAAUGUCACAAAUUCCUUGUGAUUAUAAUACAAUAGCAUCAGUGAUUUCAUUCAUUUUCGCACAUUUGCAUUUAUUGCCCCUUAUUUAUAUAAUGAAAUUCAAAUCUAUUCUAAAUUUAUCUCGAUUUGCAGGUGUUAUCAAUAGAAUAAGUGGAAAUAAUAACAGAUUUGGACUGAGCAAAAUUUUAAUGAAAUAAAACUUGUUUAAAAUCACAUGACAACAUGUUUCCAUCUGUAUCCGUUCAAAAUCAUUCGACGUGAAGGUAGUAGAAGUCAUUCGGCGUUGAAACACGUGUUUGAUUUGGUUUCACAUCGUACGUUGGACCGAUGGGAAAGUGAAUAAGUGAACAAUUUGUAUAUAUACUCAACAUUUGUUUCAAUCUGCAUAAACAUUUGUUUUUCUUCCAUAACACAUUCAUUUGAUUAUUAUCAACACGCGAUCCCAUCAAGUUUAUAUGGAUGAAUGCCUAGAUAUGAAUGAGCUCAUCCGCCAUAGUUACUUCGUAAUAAUUAAAAACUCCUUGAAAUACAAAUUUCUUGCUAUUUUUGGUGAAUAAUUAGUUACAUUCAUUUCCUUCGGUCACAAUAUA